Molecule: messenger RNA, 1557 nt
Organism: Polychytrium aggregatum
Lineage: Eukaryota; Fungi; Chytridiomycota; Chytridiomycetes; Polychytriales
Product: glucosidase II beta subunit-like-domain-containing protein
Exons: 10
Coding region: 101-1414 (437 amino acids)
Biological process (GO): N-glycan processing
Cellular component (GO): glucosidase II complex
Molecular function (GO): protein binding
Source: RefSeq, a predicted model, not a curated record
GGGUUGCUCCUGAUCUGCUCAGACCUGCUCUGCCCUGAUUCGCGCAUCCAACGGCCAAUAUUUGCCCUGCUACGGCUCGUCCAUCGUCCAGCACUGAAGCAUGAAGAUCAUCACGCCUGCAAUUGCUUGCUUUGUGCUUGUUGGCGGCUCUCUUGCAAAGGGCAAGAGCAGUAUCCCCAGGCACCUUCGCGGCGUCGCCCCUGAUCAUCUCAAGGCAUACGAGUCCACCAACGAUCUUCGCUUUCUCUGUCUCGAUGGCUCCAAGCACAUUCCGCACGCCGCCGUGAAUGAUGACUAUUGCGACUGCAGCGACGGAAGCGAUGAGCCGGGGACAUCGGCAUGUAGCAACGGCCGAUUCUACUGCAUCAACCAAGGGCAUGUUGGAGCCAGCAUCCCGAGCUCCCGCGUCAACGAUGGCAUUUGUGACGAGGACUGCUGCGAUGGAACCGAUGAAUAUGCCAGUUCCGCCAGUUGCCCCAAUACAUGUUCUCAGCAGGCUCGCAUUGCUGCCGAGCAUCAAAAGAAGGAGUUCGAGUUGAAUAGCGAGGGUGCCAGGAUCAAGGCUGUCUAUCUGAGCGAGCGUGCAUCCAAGGUUGCCCAUCGGCAGAUCGAGAUUCCACAGCUCGAGGAGGGCAUCAAGGAGUCCAAGGCAGCCGUUGAGACGUUGAAAGCCCAGCUGGAGCAGCUAGAGGCCGCCCUCAAGGAAUACGAACCCCUUGCCCAGCCCGACUCUUUGAACAGCUGCCACGAGAAGCUGCAGCAGCUCCUCGGCUCCAUCGAGUUUGUCGAGAAGCAAGAUGCCGAGAGUCGAGCCAAGCAUCUCGAAAAGAUCUUUGAGACUAAGCGACAAGUCCUUCUGGAUACUGAGCUCCAGGAGGGGCAUGCCGAGUUGAACAGGCAAAAGAGUAUCGAUAUACAAAACGAGGUCCACCAACUCAAGGGACAGGUUCGCGCUGCCGAAGACAAGAUUCGCACUGACGAGAAUACGCUGAGGGAGCUCAAGCGUCUUGAUGAGUUUGAUUUCGGAUCCGAAGGUGUCUUCGAGGCCCUCGACAAGCAGUGCUUCAGCUACACUGCGACCGAAUACACAUACGAGUUUUGCCUGUUCAACAAGGCGUCGCAGAAGAAGGGUGGAGCCACGACCAAUCUCGGGAGCUUCAGCCGAUGGGCCGGCACAGAGCAUCAUCCAUAUACGCAGCUCAAGUUUGAGAAUGGCGAGCAGUGCUGGAACGGCCCAAAUCGGUCUUUGCAGGUAAACCUGGAGUGCGGCACCGAGAACAAGAUCGACAGCGUUGCCGAGCCCAACAAGUGCGAGUACGUUAUGAGAUUCCGGACCCCGGCCGCCUGCAAGCACGAGAGCGUCCCACACCACAAUUUGCCAUCGGGGGGUUCUCGCAAGCGUGAGGAGUUGUAGCGGCUGCCCACGUCGAUCCUGAGGCUGUUUCGGGGCCAUGGAUGCCUGACUGCAUCUCUGGGUUGGGCUGUAUGCAAGCACUGACCUGAUUGGCGAGAUGCGUGACGAGUGCUCCAGAGAAUACAGUCUUUUCCAUCCAGAAA